This is a messenger RNA of Alternaria burnsii, 1557 nucleotides long. Its product is annotated as transmembrane protein pft27. Gene Ontology annotation, molecular function: calcium ion transmembrane transporter activity; manganese ion transmembrane transporter activity. Gene Ontology annotation, biological process: Golgi calcium ion transport; manganese ion transmembrane transport; Golgi calcium ion homeostasis. The record is from RefSeq and is a predicted model, not a curated record. Bases 1 to 1557 code for a protein of 518 amino acids. NCBI's taxonomy places the organism in Eukaryota, Fungi, Ascomycota, Dothideomycetes, Pleosporales, Pleosporaceae. Gene Ontology annotation, cellular component: Golgi apparatus; fungal-type vacuole membrane. The transcript has 3 exons.
AUGAGGUUACGACAGCCACGGCCGCACACUUUGCUCCUCCUCCUACCCGCAUUACGAGUUCUUGCCACAUCCGUCGCAGUAGAUACAUCGGACGACAGGCUGCCCGCGCGGGCCGUCGUACCUGCCUACACCCAAGCUACCUAUUCACCUGAUGCCUCACUUGCCCCGACAGCUCCUGCGAAAGGCACCAAAGAUGCACCGUUCGACGGACUCGACGGCAAGCCGCAUGCUGGGCCAUACGUGGAUGACGACCCGAAAUACAAAGGGAAGAAAGCCCCCAAUGUUGUAGAAGAUCUUGGGUCGGCAAAGAAGCCUGGCGCUUCUCCAGAAACUGUUCUGGUAGACGACGUGAAAGAUGGCGACAAGAGCGUCAUGCAAGAUCCCGCGCGGAAACCGGCCACGGGCACCACUGGCACCGAGGGCGGAGUGUCAGCAAAGGACAAAGAGCGAUUGGCACACGAGGAGAAGACGGGCGAAAAGAAGGAAAUGGUUCCCGCGUCACCAAAGGAGGCGCAUCCGCAUCCUGCUGACCAGAAGCAAUUGGGCGCAGAGGCAGUAGAGACUGCGAGCACCACUCGUGUGCUCGGUGCUGGUGGGCUUGAGAAACCCACCGAUCUUCCCGACUCCAUCCAUGACAAUCCGCUUCCUGUGCCAGGUUCCGUUUCCACAAAGGAUCCUCUAGACACCACCCCGCCCAAAACCCCCUCUUCCACACUUGACGAUGUCGACGCCGGCGCCGUACAGCCUUUCCAUUCCUUUAUCCUCGCUUUCACCAUGAUCAUCUUCUCAGAGAUCGGAGACAAGACAUUCCUCGUUGCAGCCCUCAUGGCUAUGCGACACCCCCGCCUCCUUGUCUUCUCUGCUGCCUUCUCGGCUCUCGUCGUCAUGACAGUCCUCUCUGCCGUGAUGGGCCACGCCGUCCCCGCACUCCUCUCGGAACGCUUCACCCACUUUGCGGCCGCUGCUCUGUUCCUCGUAUUUGGUGUCAAGCUUAUAAGAGAGGGUCUUGCCAUGAGCCCAGACGACGGUGUGGGCGAGGAGAUGGCCGAGGUCGAGCAGGAACUCGAAGAGAAGGAACAGCUUGCCCGACACCAGAAGGGCCGGAAGUCCUCCAUUUCUCCCUACGCCCUAGAGUCUGGUCUUGGUUCACGACGCUCACGAUCCAACUCGCGACUUCCUGCCCCCGCACGUAGCCCUUCUACUUCGCCUGAUAGAUCGCCGUCACCGCGCGGAGGCUCUUUGGGCGGUACCCUGGGCGCUGUUAACAACCUCUUCUCUCUUCUUCUUAGCCCUGCUUGGGUACAGACGUUUAUAAUGACAUUCCUUGGAGAGUGGGGUGACCGCAGUCAGAUUGCGACUGUUGCCAUGGCUGCUGGUUCUGACUACUGGUGGGUCACUGCUGGCGCUGUAGUUGGCCAUGGGCUGUGUACUGCAGGUGCGGUCAUUGGUGGCCGUGCUAUUGCCGGAAAGAUCAGCAUGCGCAAUGUCACGCUUGGUGGUGCUAUUGCUUUCCUCAUCUUCGGCAUCAUCUACACGUUCGAAGCGUUCUACUCCUAA